CUUCUAUUCAGAGUUGUAUUGGAAGGGGAGAAGGUGUGUGUGGUCAGAGAAAGCCAAAGCAUCACUGCCCUCCCCUCUGUACCCCUUAACCAGCUCAACGCCCCCCUAAAGAAUGGUUCAGUGCAUUCCGUCAGCCUGGAGACCGGCUCCCCCUUUCACACAGUGGCUUUCAGAGUGACAGCUGCAUUUGAAUAAGAAUCGCUCUCCAUUCACCCCAUUGCUGCGCUUAAGGUGGGGGAACCGUUUUCCAUCCACUGAUUGGCUUAAGCAGGUCCUUCUGUUUUUGUCCGGAAAGGCCAGUUGUGUCUGUACUUUUUUUUUUGUGCUCAACUUUACACACUUUUUACACACACACACCAGAAUAUCACACACAGCCAGCCUCAGCCUUUUUUGUCCCUCCAAGGGAUCUUUCCUGAGAAAUCCCUGUCCAGAGGAUCUUUAUGAGCUUAUGAGCUUGCGCUCCUGGAAAUCAGCUGCCCAUGAUUGUUUGAUUGCCCAUGAUUAUGGCCAGAUAUUUCAGUGUUCUACUUAUGGUUCUUCCAGUUGUGGCUCAGGAGCUGCCCUCUGCCCCACACGGCUGCAUGGACGGCAGCUGUUAUCCGGCGACGGGAAACCUUCUGAUUGGCCGAGCUAUUAACCUGACCGCCACCUCUACCUGUGGCCUUGAUGGGCCUGAGCCAUACUGCAUUGUCAGUCAUUUGCAGGAUUCAAAUAAGUGCUUUAAGUGUGACUCUCAAAAGCCAUAUAAUGCCUAUCAUCAUGCCAUCAGCCACAGGGUAGAGAAUGUCAUCUACCAAACAGACGGCAGAGGAGGACUCACCUGGUGGCAAUCUGUAAAUGGAGAGGAGAAUGUCAGUAUUAGACUGAAUCUUGAAGCUGAGUUCCAUUUUACUCAUCUCAUCAUGAAGUUUAAAACAUUUCGGCCUGCUGCUAUGAUAAUUGAGCGUUCUUCUGAUUUCGGCCAUACAUGGAAGCCAUAUCGCUACUUUGCGUACAACUGCACCAAGACUUUUCCCCGGAUUCCUGCCCACUUGCUGCGGUUUAUUGAUGAGGUCAUCUGUGAGGAGCGCUACUCUGACAUUGAGCCGUCCACUAAAGGAGAGGUCAUCUACAAAGUGCUUGAUCCUGCGAUCCAUGUCAAAGACCCAUACAGUCUUGACAUUCAGGAUUUGUUACGGAUCACUAAUCUCCGGAUAAACUUCACUAAACUGCACACUCUGGGUGAUAACCUGCUUGAUCGGCGUCCGGAAGUUCUGCAGAAAUAUUACUAUGCGCUGUAUGAGCUGGUUGUGCGCGGCAGCUGCUUCUGCUACGGUCACGCGUCAGAGUGCGCACCAGUACCCGGAGUGACCUUCAGGUAUCCAGGCAUGAUUCAUGGACGUUGCGUGUGUAAGCACAACACUGUGGGAUUAAACUGUGAGCACUGUAGAGAUUUCUACCAUGAUGCACCCUGGAGGCCCGCUGAGAUUGAUAACGCACAUACAUGCAGGGAAUGCAACUGUAACGGUCACUCCAACCAGUGUCAUUUUGACAUGGCGGUGUACCUGGCUACGGGAAACGUCAGUGGAGGUGUGUGUGACAACUGUCUCCACAACACCAUGGGCCGCAACUGUGAAACCUGUAAACAUUUUUAUUAUCAGGAUCCAACUAAAGACAUUAGAGACCCGGCAGCAUGUAUCCCCUGUGACUGUGACCCGGUGGGAUCUGUGGAGGGAGGAGUUUGUGACAGUCAUACUGAUCUGGAUCUGGGUAUGAUUGGAGGUCAGUGUCGCUGUAAGCAGAACGUCAAGGGUCAGCGCUGCGACUACUGCAAAGAGGGACACUAUGGACUCAGUCUUGACAACCCAUUAGGAUGCCAGCCAUGUAACUGUGACCCCCGUGGCAUCACUAUGAUUGGGGCUCCGUGUGAUCAGAUCAGUGGUGACUGCUCCUGUAAGAGAUACGUAACCGGCCGCUAUUGCAAUCAGUGCCUGCCUGAACACUGGGGACUCAGUAAUGAUCUGGCUGGUUGCAGACCCUGCGAUUGUGACUUUGGUGGAGCAACCAAUAACAGAUGCAGAAUGGACAAUGGUCAGUGUGACUGUCGGCCUCAUCUGAUUGGUCGGCAGUGUUCUGAAGUGGAGCCUGCGUUUUUCUGUGCUUCUCUAGAUUAUAACAAGUAUGAAGCAGAGGAAGCUAUAGGUCGCUCCCCUGAUGAUCCUACUCUUCCAGGCAACCUAAGGCCUCAGGCUGAGACUGACUGUGUGCAGCAUCUCAACAAUCAGCUGAGAAGAAACCGGCGUCAUCAUCGCCGGCACAUCGCCCAACAGCAGAGGGCAGCACUGAGACGCAUCCGACAGUUGCAGCAAACUCCCAGUGUAAGCACCGUGCAUAGAGAGAGACAACCAGGUCAGAUGGUCACAUGGACCGGGCCGGGCUUCGCUCGGGUUAAAGACGGCGCUGGCCUCGAGUUCACCAUCAGCAACAUCCCUUACGCUAUGGAAUAUGACAUUAUGAUCAGAUACGAGCCAGAGUCCACAGAGGACUGGGAGGCUCUAGUGAGCAUCACGUCUGUGGAUUUACCCACAAGUCUUCGCUGUGGAAACAUGCUGCCCACAGAGCAGAUGUACACAGUCACAAUGUCCCACCACAGGAGGUUUGUUGAAAUGCCAAGGCCCUUUUGCUUUGAGCCAAACAACCAGUAUGUGGUGUCCAUCCGUUUCCAGCGUCAUGCCGUGUCUCACCGACAUCUCACCGCCUUCACCCUGAUAGACUCACUUGUACUAAUACCCAGGUAUGAUGAACUCCCAGGCUUCAAGGGUGACGACACCGCAGAUGAGCGUCGACGUCAGGAGAUGGAGUUGUACAUGUGUUUGGAUUCCUUCAUGACCUUGCCGAUGCCUGCGCUGGCCGAGCUGUGCACUACUCUCAUCUGCAGCAUCUCUGCAAUCAUGCAUAACGGUGCCCUGGCAUGUCAGUGUAACCCUCAGGGUUCACUGAGUGCCGAGUGUGAUAAAGUCGGAGGUCAGUGCCACUGUAAACCCAAUGUUAUUGGCCGUAAAUGUGAUCAGUGUGCGCCGGGGACAUACGGAUUUGGGUCAAAUGGCUGCUCUGUAUGUGACUGCCACUCUCAGGGCUCUGUAGGGCAUCAGUGUGACCCUGUGACGGGCCAGUGUCCGUGUCAGCAUGGGGCGACUGGCCGCCAGUGCUCUGAAUGCCAGCCGGGUCAGUGGGGAUUUCCAAACUGUAGACAGUGCCAGUGUAACGGCCAUGCGGAGAGCUGUGACCCUGAAACGGGUGCCUGUUAUGAGUGCACAGACUACACAGCUGGACAGUUGUGUGAGAGGUGUGUAAACGGUUUUUAUGGUAACCCAAUAUUGGGUUCAGGUGAGCACUGUCGCCCCUGUCCAUGUCCGGGACACCCUGACAGCGGACACUCCAAUGGAGCUUCCUGUCACAUGGAAUAUGCCUCCAACCAGAUCCUCUGCCAGUGUGGUGAAGGAUAUGCAGGUCCUCGCUGUGAUCGCUGUGCCCCUGGGUACUAUGGGGUUCCUGAGCAGCCUGGAGGGACGUGCCAGCCGUGCCAGUGCAACAGGAACAUUGACCCCCAGGACCCAGAGUCAUGUGACCCACGAACCGGCCAAUGCCUCAGGUGCCUGUAUAACACAGACGGCCACUCAUGUUCCGAGUGUAAACCAGGUUAUUAUGGAAAUGCCCUCACUCAGGACUGUAGGCGCUGUACUUGUGUAACUGCAGGCACUGUAGAUGGCUACUGUACUGAUGAAGUGUGUCACUGUGAUAAACGGACUGGCCAAUGCCCCUGCAAGCCAAACGUCAUUGGCCACAACUGUGACAAUUGCGCCCCCAACCACUGGAACUUUGGCUCAGACUUUGGAUGUGAACCCUGCGAAUGUGCCCAACCAAAUUCCCUUGGUACCCACUGCAACAUGUUCAGUGGCCAGUGUCAUUGUCAGCCAGGGUUUGGAGGGCGACAGUGCAGUGAAUGUGAGGCGUUUCACUGGGGUGAUCCCAGAGUGCAUUGUGAAGAGUGUGACUGCAACCCUCUGGGGUCCGAGAUGGCUCAGUGUGACCGUGUAACAGGAGCGUGUUUGUGUAAGAAGGAGGCUUCAGGACGUCGCUGUGAAGAGUGCUCCCGUGGCUUUACCGGAAACUUCCCAAAGUGUGUUCCCUGUCAUCCCUGCUUCCAGCUAUGGGAUGAUGCUGUGUGCCAGAUCAGCAGAGAUCUGACCCACAUUAAGGAUGUCAUUGCCAUGUUCCUGGAAGAGGGUGUGGUUCCCGGAGUCAACGAUAGCCGUAUACGUGAACUAGAGAAGAAGCUCGCACAGAUUCAAGACCUGAUUCGAGAUGGAGACAGAGAGGGAAUCUAUAACCUAAUAAGCCAAGCCAUUGAUGACUUGAGAGCGGAGAUAGCUUUGACUGAUGGGCGUCUCAUGGGUGUGAGUCGGGAGCUGAAUGCGACGGCAGACCUUGACAAUGCUCUGAAACGAAACCUAACUGCAAUGGAGAAAGAACUGAAGGACUUGAACAAUACACUUCACCGACUGCGCAGAGAGCUGGAGACAUACCACGAUGCUGGAUUGAAAGAGCAGUUUGAAAAAGUUCGCAUGUACUACCAGAUGUCAUUGAAUUCAGAGAAGCGCUGUAAUGCCUCCGUAUAUGGACCCCAGAGUCCUGUGGAACAGUCUGAAGACACACGUAACCGUACCGAAGCUCUGCUGAAAGAAAGAAAGGACAGCUUCAUGCGCACAGUCACCGCCAAUAAGAAAUCUUUGUCUGAACUGGAGGAAAAAACUCAUGAGCUCGACCGAAAACUCGAGCGCCUCAACAACAAGGUAUGUGGGGGCCAUGGCAAUGCUAGUGCUGAUAGUAGCUGUCCAGAUAGCCCCUGUGGAGGAGCUGGGUGCCGUGAUAGCGAUGGUCUGCUGAAGUGUGGAGGGAAAGGAUGUAAAGGAACUGUUGGUGCCUCAUUGAAGGCCCUGGACAAUGCUAAAGAUGUUCAUAAGAACCUGACCACGACCAGCGAGGAGCUACAAACCAUUGCUAGAAAGCUCCGAGACAUUGCUGCACUCACCCAGACUGUGAAGACACAAGCGAAGGACACUCUUGAUAAAGCCCAGGGCAAGAAAGAACUCUUUGAGAACUCCAACAAGAUGCUUAAAGACUUCAUUCAGAAGAUUAAAGAUUUUUUGAAUGAGGAGGGAGCAGAUCCAGAAAGCAUUGAAAAAGUGGCCCAGCAGGUUUUGGCGAUCUCCUUGCCAGUCAACAGGACCGUAAUACUCAACCUCAUCGAGCAGAUCAAAGCUAACAUCGCCAACCUCACCGACGUGGAGGGGGUCUUUAAUCACACCUCAGAGCAGCUGGCCAAAGUCAAGGAGCUGCUUAAGAGAGCUCACGAUGCAAAGGCACAAGCUGAAGUGGUGGGCAGUAAUAUCAAUAAAACUAAAGAAGCACUUGAAACCUCUCAGAGUGCCAUUAAAAAAGCUGAGAAGGAAAUGACCACAGCCUUGGAAAACCUCAAGAAUGCCCAGAACAUCACUACUACGCUUGACAACAAACUCUUAAAUUUAGGCAGCAACCUCAUGAGUGUGAUGAUGCGACUGGCCAAUUUAUCACAUGAAGUGGAUUUAUUGAAGAAUAAAACGGAGCUGAACAGGGAGAUGGCAAAAGAUGCCAAAGCCCUGUCCGACAAUGCAACUCAAGAGGCUACUGGACUUCAAGAGGAACUGGUAAAUGCUGAGAAUCGGUAUAAGGAGCUGAAAGAGAAGGUGGACUCUGUGGGAGGGACAGGAGAAGGUAACAUUAGCCAGAGAGCUAGAGAGAUGAAGAAAGAAGCAGAGGAACUGCUGAAGAAAGCCACUACGGGCAUAGACAGCCUCAAAAGACUUGAGAGAAAAUUCAACAAGAACGAGCAGAAAAUGCAGCAGCAGCGGGAUGAACUGGCGGAUCUGGAGAAAAAAGUUACAGAAGUCAAAGAGUAUAUCCGAAUGAAAGUCAUGAGCUAUAACAACUGUCAGUAG
Carassius auratus (goldfish) is the source of this 6017-nucleotide messenger RNA. It is a transcript of the gene lamb2l, whose product is annotated as laminin, beta 2-like. The record is from RefSeq and is a predicted model, not a curated record. Gene Ontology annotation, cellular component: laminin trimer. The coding region runs from base 498 to 6017 and encodes 1839 amino acids. The transcript has 35 exons. NCBI's taxonomy places the organism in Eukaryota, Metazoa, Chordata, Actinopteri, Cypriniformes, Cyprinidae. Gene Ontology annotation, biological process: cell migration; basement membrane assembly; animal organ morphogenesis.